Molecule: messenger RNA, 1372 nt
Organism: Plutella xylostella (diamondback moth)
Lineage: Eukaryota; Metazoa; Arthropoda; Insecta; Lepidoptera; Plutellidae
Biological process (GO): cilium movement involved in cell motility; cilium assembly
Cellular component (GO): nucleus; microtubule cytoskeleton
Source: RefSeq, a predicted model, not a curated record
CGAUCCAAACUAACUAGAUCACCACAACAUGUGUUCUAGAAUGUGUUACAUCGGGGUGCCCGUGAACUUCGAGGGUCUUCUGGCCAAGCACGACAGUCUGAACGCGCAAGUUGUGCGCCGAGUGAACGACACGCAACAGCUGAUCAUGCUGAACGCAUUCUCACAUGAAUGUAAUGAACAUGAGAUCAGAAAAUGUAUUCAGAAUAGGUUGGCUGAAGUGGCAUGUUGGAAAUGGGUGCUGCAAGAUUUAUCUAAACGUCUGGAGGAAGCUACAGCAGCUCUACUACAUGAACAUAAAGCCCUCAAUGCAAUAAUCGGAAGGUUGGAAUUUGAAAUCAGUGACUUCUCCAACAAGGCUACCAAACCUGGAGCGUUGAUUCCCCAUGUCGAUGUAGUUGAGACCGCUAUAUUAGAGGAACGAGAUUAUUUACGCGGCCAGAAGAAGAUGUUUAAAAAGAUGAUUGUAUCUCUAGAACUACAAAUAAGUGCCGUCGACAGAACUAGAAGACUCCUAAAUAACGAUGUCAUGAGGAAGGAAAAAUCGAUGACGUUGGAUGAGAAAUGUUUGUGUCUGGAAACCCCCACAGUCGACACUGGUUGUGAGUGUACGAAAACUAGAAAGAGGUCAACACCAGUCAUAAAUUGGCAAGAGCGAUGUCAGCGACUUAAAAAUGCAGGUCUGAAAGCACUGAAUCUAGCUAUGGCGGCACGACAGCAGAUACGUGGCGCGCGGCAGCAGCUGUCGACGGCCGCGGAUGCGCACGCGCGCGCGGUGGACGCGGCGCUGCGCCGGCGCCUGCACAACAACGCCGCCAAGCUGCAAGAGCUGAUGUGGCAGCAGAAUGAGAUGGCCAAGGACCGGGAUAAUCUGAAACAAGAACUGAUAACAGCGGAAAUGAAUUUAACUCUGAACUUGAAGCACAUAGCCGCUAUAGAGGCAAAGAUUGGCGAUCGACAGCGAAGGCCCUCCAAGGAACGUACCAAAGACGACAUCACCAUCAGAUUGAAAGCCGAACUUGGGAGAGUGAGGAAAUUCUCUAAUGAAAUGAGAGUUAACAUCAAACAUAUUCACGGUUUGCAAGCGAAACUUCUGUCAGCCAACACCAAAGUAGAGGAUCUCAUAUACGACCUUAAAACUGUAAUUUCAUUGGACGAAGGCAGAAUUGCAGCUCGACAGAACACCGAGUCGACCAAUCCCAGCGUAGCACAGUCUGUGGCGUCACAGCAGUUACAGGGAGUGAAAUCCAGCGGCGGCGAUAAUUUACAUCUUCAGACCAUUGUAGAAGCGAAUGAGGAUAAUACUGAGGAAGAUGGCUGCAGUGACUAUCCAUUUGACUACUGAUCAGCUGAUGCCUACGUUAUCAAGGAACGU